This is a messenger RNA of Zophobas morio, 1638 nucleotides long. RefSeq lists its product as uncharacterized. The transcript is spliced from 2 exons. The record is from RefSeq and is a predicted model, not a curated record. The coding region runs from base 76 to 1314 and encodes 412 amino acids. NCBI's taxonomy places the organism in Eukaryota, Metazoa, Arthropoda, Insecta, Coleoptera, Tenebrionidae.
CUAUAAGCAUUACUUUGAGUUUGCAUAACACUGAUAUAGUGAAAAUGAGUGACAUUGAAGACAUUUUGUUGAAAGAUGACGACGUUUCAUGUUUUAAAAUUGGGUGACAUGUUGCCAAAAAAUCUACUUAAAGAAAGGAAACUGGUGGCUGUUCGAGAUAGUUAUUUUACGGCUGCUGGCGAAAAUUAUGGUAGUACUGUUAUUUCGAUCGUCAUCACUCUACAACAUGAAUAUUCUAAUAAGCAGGAAGAAAUUUACACUGUGGCUAAAUUCCCACCGCCUGGUGAAUUCUGGAGAAGGGUAACCAAUAAUUCGCACACAUUUCGUAACGAGUUAGCCUUUUAUCAAACUAUAUUUCCAACUUUACAAUGUUUCCAAAAAGAACAAAACUCAGGUAAAACAUUAGAGUUUUUUCCAAAAUUUUUGGGAGGAAGAUUGAGCCUAAACCCUUUGGUUAAAUUUCCGGAUGAGGAUGCUAUAAUUCUACUAGAAAACCUAAAGGAAAAAGGCUUCAAGAUUCAUGAUCGAUACAUUGGUUUUGAUAUAUACACCUCUAAACUCAUUUUGAAAAAGCUGGCACAACUCCAUAGUGUCACAUUAGCCUUGAAACUUAAGAAACCUGCAGAAUUUGAACACAAGAUUUCACCUUACUUGGAAGAGUAUGAAAUAUUUACUAACGAGGAUGGAGUUUUUCAGAUUUUGGUGAAUAACUUGUUCAUGGCACUCGCAGGAGACGAUUUUUGUUGUCCAUAUUUGGAUAGAAUUAGAUCGACAGUUAAUACAUGUCUGGGUAACUUUUUUCUGCCAAAAAAUACGUUAAAAUUUCGACAAGAUACCUUUGCUACCUUCAUUCACAGCGACUUGUGGACUAAUAACAUAAUGGUGAAAACAUAUAUGAAUAAGGUACAAGAUGUUAAAUUGUUAGAUCUGCAAUUGUUCGAAUAUGCUUCUGUAACCAAAGACUUACUCUUUUUUCUUUUCACGAGUGUGGAGAGUUCACUAUUGAUAGAAAAUCUGGAUGAAUUAAUAACCUUUUAUUACAAAGAACUUAAGGAAAAUCUGGAAGAAAUGAAAUGUUGUGACGACGAUUUUUCGUUUAAUGCAUUUACAACAGAAAUGAAGACUGUAGCCAGCAGUAUUGGGUAUUUUCAUGUAAUCAGAGGUUUUCCUUUUAUUUUUUCUGCUACAAAUGUCCUUUGUGAGGGUGAAGAAUUUACCAGAGAGCAUUUUUUCAAAUGCAUAGAAUUUUCGAAGAUAUGUACAGCUAGAGUUCGGUUAACCACACGAGUGUUUAUCAAGCAGGGAUGGAUAUAAUAAGAUUUUUGAAUAGUUGUCGUGUUAAUACGGGGUAUUUAGUUAAAUUUACGCGGUAAGCAUUCUUUGAGCAUGCGCACUGUUAUGUGUUAAAUAAAACUUUUAUAAUGUAGUAACAGAUUGUGAAAUUCCUGAUUCACGCUGACAAACAAAUAUUUUUGAAAUGUAGAGAUAACAAAAACAUAAUCUGAGUAAGUUUUAAAAAGAAAUGGUUUAACUUGUGAAUCAGCUUUUUGCUAUGUAAUGAUUGCCUUGCCUUUGAUAAUAAUAACAGAAUUUUUUUUAAUCACAUGAAAGAAUUAAGUAUGAAAUUAUAACUAGAUU